This is a messenger RNA of Melozone crissalis (California towhee), 2992 nucleotides long. It is a transcript of the gene XYLT1, whose product is annotated as xylosyltransferase 1. NCBI's taxonomy places the organism in Eukaryota, Metazoa, Chordata, Aves, Passeriformes, Passerellidae. Gene Ontology annotation, biological process: heparan sulfate proteoglycan biosynthetic process; chondroitin sulfate proteoglycan biosynthetic process. Gene Ontology annotation, molecular function: protein xylosyltransferase activity. The record is from RefSeq and is a predicted model, not a curated record. Bases 77 to 2791 code for a protein of 904 amino acids. Gene Ontology annotation, cellular component: membrane. The transcript is spliced from 11 exons.
UCUGCCCGGCUGAAAACUCGGUGCCGCGGCGGAUGCGGCGGCUCUCGGGAGCGCGGCGGCGGCAGCAGCAGCGAAGAUGGUGGCGGCUCCGUGCGCCCGGCGGCUGGCGCGGCGCUCCCGCUCGGCGCUGGUGGCGGCGCUCACCGUGCUGCUCCUGCAGACCCUCCUCGUCUGGAAUUUCUCCUCCCUCGACGCCGGCGAGGAGCAGCGCGGCGGCCGCGAGAAGCGAGACCGCGGCGGAGAGCAGCGGGGGCAGCCGCAGCGGCGCGGACCCGCCGCCCCGCACGGCAAGGCGCUGGAUGGCUAUUUUUCCCACCGACCGAAAGAGAAAAUGCGAACAGACAGCAAUAAUGAAAAUUCUGUCCCCAAGGACUUUGAAACUAUUGAUAACAGUAACUUUGUUCCCAGGACUCAGAGACAAAAACACCAGACUGAGCUGGUGAAAAAACCCCUUAGCAAACAAAAAGAGCACUUGAGAAAGAAGCUGGAAGAGGAGAAGAUGAAGGAGAACUUGCUGCUGGGGAAGAACUCCAACGAGGUGGUGCAGUUCAGCAAUCCCCUGGGAAAAAACAGCAGCAACAGCAACAACCUGAAGGACGUUGACAGGUUUCCCACAGAGCAGCUUAUACAGAAGCUUGAGAUGAGCUCCCCUGAGCUGAAAUACGACCAGCCCCCCAAGUGCGAGGUGACGGGCAAGGAGGCGAUCUCGGCCAUGUCCCGCGCCAAGUCCCAGCAGUGCCGCCAGGAGAUCGCGGACGUGUACUGCCAGCACAAGCUGGGCAAGCUGAUGCCGGAGCAGGUGACACGCUUCUGUGCCCUGGAGGGAAAGGCCAACAACAAUGUUCAGUGGGAUGAGGACUCCGUAGAGUACAUGCCAGCCAACCCAGUCAGGAUCGCAUUUGUCUUGGUUGUUCAUGGCAGAGCUUCCCGGCAGCUCCAGCGCAUGUUUAAGGCUAUUUACCAUAAAGACCAUUUUUAUUACAUUCAUGUUGACAAGCGAUCCAAUUACUUGCACCGGCAAGUGCUGCAGUUUGCCAGCCAGUACCCAAACGUGAGAGUCACCUCCUGGAGAAUGGCCACCAUCUGGGGAGGAGCAAGCCUUCUGACCACCUACCUGCAGACCAUGAAGGACCUAAUGGAGAUGAGUGACUGGCCCUGGGAUUUCUUCAUCAACCUCAGCGCUGCUGACUACCCAAUCAGGACAAACGAUCAGCUCGUGGCAUUCCUGUCCAGAUACCGAGACAUGAACUUCUUGAAAUCCCAUGGCAGGGACAAUGCAAGGUUUAUCAGAAAGCAGGGGCUGGACCGGCUGUUCCUGGAGUGCGACACGCACAUGUGGCGCCUGGGGGACCGCAAGAUCCCAGAAGGAAUCACCGUGGAUGGGGGCUCAGACUGGUUCCUCCUCAACAGAAAGUUUGUGGAAUAUGUCACUUUUUCCAAUGAUGACCUGGUGACAAAGAUGAAGAGGUUUUACUCCUACACGCUGCUUCCUGCCGAGUCCUUCUUUCACACCGUGCUGGAGAACAGCCCGUUCUGUGACUCCAUGGUGGACAACAACCUGCGCAUCACCAACUGGAACAGGAAGCUGGGCUGCAAGUGCCAGUACAAGCACAUCGUUGACUGGUGUGGCUGCUCACCCAAUGACUUCAAACCAGCAGACUUCCACCGCUUCCAGCAGACUGCCAGGCCAACUUUCUUUGCCCGCAAGUUUGAGGCGGUGGUGAACCAGGAGAUCAUUGGGCAGCUGGACUAUUUCCUGUACGGGAAUUACCCGCCAGGCACGCCGGGGCUGCGCUCCUACUGGGAGAACGUGUACGAGGAGCCCGACGGGCCGGGCGCCCUCAGCGACGUGGCCCUCACCAUGUUCCACUCCUUCUCCCGCCUGGGCCUGCGCAGGGCCGAGAGCUCCUUCCACGCUGCUGGGGACAACAGCUGCAGAUACUACCCCAUGGGCCAUCCAGUUUCCAUCCACCUUUACUUCCUUGCUGACCGUUUCCAAGGCUUCCUGAUCAGGCACCACGCAACCAACCUGGCUGUCAGUAAACUGGAAACUUUGGAAACCUGGGUGAUGCCCAAGAAAGUCUUCAAGAUUGCAAGUCCACCGAGUGAUUUUGGGAGGCUGCAGUUCACAGAGAUUGGCACUGAGUGGGAUGCCAAGGAAAGGCUUUUCAGGAAUUUUGGAGGACUCCUUGGGCCAACAGAUGAGCCAGUGGGGAUGCAGAAGUGGGGGAAAGGCCCCAAUGUCACCGUGACUGUCAUUUGGGUGGAUCCCAUCAAUGUAAUUGCAGCAACAUAUGAUAUUCUUAUUGAAUCCAGUGCUGAGUUUACUCACUACAAACCACCUCUGAAUUUGCCCCUGCGACCUGGUGUCUGGACAAUAAAAAUUCUGCACCACUGGGUACAGGUAGCUGAAACCAAAUUCCUCGUUACUCCUCUCACCUUCUCAAAUCAGCAGCCUAUCAAACAAGAGGAAGCCAUCAAGCUGCACAGCGGGCCUCCAAAGAAUGCGUACAUGGAGCAGAGCUUCCAGGGCCUGAACCCGGUGCUGAACCUCCCGGUGAGCGCCGCCCGCGCCGACCAGGCCCAGCGCAACGCGGGGCUCGUGGGCGCCCGCCUGGACGCCUGGGUGGACUCGCUGGUCAGCGGCGUGUGGUCGGCCGUGGACGUGUGCAGCGUGGGGCCCUCGGCCUGCCCCGUGCUGCAGGGCUGUGCCCAGACCGCCUGGAGCUCCCUCAGCCCCGACCCCAAGUCCGAGCUGGGCCCUGUCAAACCCGACGGCCGCCUGAGGUAGCGUCCGCUGCGCUCCAUCCCAGCGUAGGUUUUUAAAAGGGAAUUGAACCUUGCUUCUCUGUGAAUCUCACACCAGGUCUCAGAAACCUAAGGGGAAGUUACAUUUUUUUUGUUACUUGUUGUAAUAGAAUUCAUUUUAAGAAAACAAAAUCAAAACAAACAAAAAAAAAGUUCUGAAGUUCUGACAAGGCCUUUGGCACUG